ACUUAGUUGUCAGUUUUUUUUAAUUUAAGCUUAGAGUUAUUGUUCUCGUCUAUAGUUUCUAAAAUUCUCAUGACAUACAAAAAAUUCGCAUAUAUAAAAUUAUUAAGUCGAAGUUUUGUUCUUUCCAGCUCAAAAACGUUUCAACGUACCCAACAAACCAUCAAUGUGCGUGCAACAAAAGACCCGUCGUUAAAAUGAGGAGGUAGAGAUAGAGGUAACGAUGAAUGGAGUGUCUCCCGCCGGAGGGCUGGUGCAACAGCAGCAGCAGCCCAAUGUAACGACGCAUUUAAAACGCCAGAAAUUGACCAGCUAUAGGGAUAGUGUACCAUCGGUUCAUGGCAGGCCUAACAGUUCGCUCAACAUCAAAACGAGAUUGAGCAACCAUCAGAGAAAUUUGAGCCUCGACUUUAGGUCUAUGGGAAUUCUUUUACCUCCUGUCACUCAAGUCACCACUUCGACGACCAACCACCUAACUCACCACCACCGCAACCGGAGUCUAGAUUCCGCGCUCCAACGUAUCCCAGAGGUAGACGUCACACCAAGUCCAGAAUGCGAAACUGUCAACGCCAUUUUAUGUUCCACCGUCUCCAACACAAACGAACCUCAUCCCAAAUCGUCUUCCAAGCAACGAAACGAUGAACUCGCCAGCCUCGGUUCCGACGAUUCUGGUAUCCUGUGCGGUUCGGAUGCCGGCUCGUCGUCCGAAUCUAACGCCACUCGAGAAUCUAGUGUCGAAUACAUCGAUAAUAUCGCGGCCGAACGCAAGACCGAAUCAAAAGAAGUAGAUUGCUCGGAAGAUAACGACGAUGACUCAGAACGGACUAAAACCAGCUCGAGUUCGUGUUCGAGCUCCGAUGCACCGAAGAGUUCCGGUAUGUUGCGAUUGCUCGAGAGCAAAGUGUUCGACGUUUCGAUGGCUAUGCAUUACCUCUUCAAUAGCAAAGAACCGGGAGUGUUGUGUUAUAUUGUUAACAAGAUGUUUAGUUUUGAUAAUCAUGAGGUGGACUUUUAUUUACCUCAGUUGGUGUGUAUGUACAUACAGAUGCACGACGUAGCCGAAGUUAUACAUAGGUAUCUCAUUCAUAGAUGUAGAAAAUCCAUAGAUUUUUCGCUGAAGUGUGCCUGGUUAUUGGAUGCCUUUAGUUCAGAUGCAUCCGUACCAACUAAAAAGAAGCCUCACGGCAUCAAACUGCGUAACCUCAUCCUUUCUGAUGAACUCAGGCCGAAAGACCACAAGAUAAUGACGACGUCUCUAAACAGCGCGUCCGGUGAUAAACUGACCGUCCCACAGCACAUCAAAAAACACCACCAGAGGUCGCAUAGUGACGCUUCCGCUCUAUUUCCAGGUCUGAAGAAGAGCGCUCCCAACGUUACGAAACUCAGUCUGGGCGAUUUGAGUUCGGGUAGAGCCUUCGACAACGGCUGUGUAUGUUUUGACAGUUGUCAGAGCGUAGUCAACGAUCUUAGGGGAGAAAAGACUGAAUGCAUUUGUUCGGCGCCUAGACUAAGGCCUGAAUUGGAAUUCAUGCAAGCACUGAUCCUCAUCGGCAAACUACUUAGUUCCAUACCGACUAAAGAAGCUAAAACCACAAGACUUGUAGCUGAGUUGACUACUCUCAAUCUCAAUCUACCGGCCAGAGUAUGGUUGCCGUUGAAUAGUCAAAAUCCCCAUUUUAUCGUUAGGAUACCUCCUCAAGUGGCAGCUGUACUCAACUCGAAAGAUAAGGCACCCUACAUUAUCUACGUCGAGGUAGUUGAAGUUGAAGACUUGGAAAGCUCUCCUGUGCCACCAAAGAUCAUGCCAACCUUGAGACAUACCAAAUCUGAAGAAAAUCUUAAGCACGAAACCGUUUCUCUUUCCGCGUUCAGCAUGUGCGGAGGUUGCUACGAUGACUUAGAUCCUGAUUGGAGUCAAGAAGACGAUGAAAUCUCACAACAGUACAACCAUAUGAGAAAGCCAGUAGACAGGGAUACAAUUUCGCAAAUGAGUCAAGAGUCUAGCGAUUCCAGAGAACCACCAAUGUCGAUACCAGCCAGUGAGAUAAGAAGGCGACUGUCCGAUUUUUUUCAUGAAGAGAAAAAUAAACAGUUCACUCACGACCCAGAAGAUCCUUCUGCGGCUGUUCUGAAAGAACCUUGGCAGGAUAAAGAGCAAAGAAUUCGCGAAAGUUCACCAUAUGGUUAUCUAUCAUCCUGGAAGCUGCUCUCCGUUAUUGUCAAAUGCGGAGAUGACCUACGACAAGAGUUAAUGGCUUCACAGAUAUUGGAAACUUUCCAAAAAAUUUGGGAACUCGAACAUGUUCCGCUCUGGUUGCAUCCUUACAGAAUAUUGUGUUUGUCGGACGACAGCGGCUUGAUUGAACCCAUAUUGAACACAGUAUCUCUUCAUCAAGUGAAGAAACAUUGUCAGUUAUCGCUACUCCAAUAUUUUAUUAAUGAAUAUGGACCGAUGACUUCCGAAGGUUUUCUUACAGCCCAGAAGAAUUUCGUUCAAAGUUGUGCCGCUUAUUGCCUUAUCUGUUACCUGAUUCAGGUUAAAGAUAGGCAUAACGGAAAUAUUCUCCUAAAAAGCGAUGGUCACCUGAUCCAUAUCGAUUUUGGUUUUAUCUUAUCAACGUCACCGAAGAAUCUUGGUUUCGAAAAAUCGCCUUUCAAACUAACUCCGGAAUUUGUAGAAAUAAUGGGAGGUGAAAAUUCAGAUAUGUUUGAAUAUUUCAAAAUUUUGAUAUUGCAAGGAUUGAUUGCUGCCAGGAAACACCAUGCAAUGAUAGUUACCUUGGUGGAGAUUAUGCGAUCAGGAUCCCAGUUACCAUGCUUUAAAUCGGGGGCUUCAACGGUGCAAAAUCUCAAGAACCGCUUCCACAUGAGCAUGACCGAGGAACAACUCCGACUCGAAGUAAAUCGUAUGGUAGAGGGCAGCAUCCAUUCCCUCUCUACAAAAUUAUACGACGGCUUCCAAUAUUUCACCAACGGCAUCCUAUAACUGUGUCACUAUUCCUCAACUCUAGGUGGUAAUUUGUUACUAGAUAUAUGAUUGUACAGAGUGUCGUAUUGUUUUUAUAGUUCGGUCUGCACGAGUAAGAAUAGAUUUAAAAUGGAACCGAGAGGCUUUACUUUAUUGUACAUAUAAAGAUUUUUUCAAAACUCUUGUAAGAAAUUAUUAGAAAACUUGAGCGGAAGUUUAAUAUUGUUAUUAAAUUGACGAUAUUUUCAACACGUACUAUUAUGUCACCAAAAAAUUGUUUUUUUUAACGUAAUGUUUUUUGUGUAUGUUGUGAUCAACAGGCUAAAUACUAUAUUGGUUUGACUUCAUGUUGAGAAUAGGAAAAGAGAAAAUAAGUUCAAAAUUGAAGAUUGAAUCUUUUCACUGCAAGCGCUUCUAGUUGCUUCUAUUGGACUUAUUUUUAUUUAAGUCUGAUUAGUUCAAAAUU
Messenger RNA from Diabrotica balteata, 3431 nucleotides. The record is from the annotation of a GenBank genome assembly. NCBI's taxonomy places the organism in Eukaryota, Metazoa, Arthropoda, Insecta, Coleoptera, Chrysomelidae.